CGUGCGCAGUGCGCGGGCGGGCGGUCGUGGGCGCCGCUCCCGGCAGCUGGGUGCCUGAAGGAGCCGGGACCGCGGUGGCGCGGGUACUCCGGGCGGAGGCCGCGUGUAAUGUUCAAGCCUAGAAAUGCCUUAUGUGGAUCGACAGAAUCGCAUCUGUGGUUUUCUAGACAUUGAAGAAAAUGAGAACAGCGGGAAAUUUCUUCGACGGUAUUUCAUCCUGGAUACCAGAGAAGACAGCUUUGUAUGGUACAUGGAUAAUCCACAGAACCUGCCUUCAGGAUCAUCACGGGUUGGAGCCAUUAAACUUACCUACAUCUCAAAGGUUAGCGAUGCAACUAAGUUACGGCCAAAGGCAGAGUUUUGUUUUGUUAUGAAUGCAGGAAUGAGAAAAUACUUUCUACAAGCUAAUGAUCAGCAGGACUUAGUGGAGUGGGUAAAUGUCUUGAACAAAGCUAUAAAAAUUACAGUACCAAAGCAGUCAGACUCACAACCGGCCUCUGAAAACCUGAGUCGCCAAGGUGACUGUGGCAAGAAGCAAGUGUCUUACAGAACUGAUAUUGUUGGUGGUGUACCCAUCAUCACGCCAACACAGAAAGAAGAAAUAAACGAAUGUGGUGAGAGUGUUGACAGGAACAGUUUGAAACGGUCACAAAGCCAUCUUCCUUACUUUGCUCCUAAGCCGCCUCCAGACAGUGCCGUUAUCAAAGCUGGGUACUGUGUGAAGCAAGGAGCAGUGAUGAAAAACUGGAAGAGAAGAUAUUUUCAAUUGGAUGAAAACACAAUAGGCUACUUCAAAUCUGAACUGGAAAAGGAACCUCUGCGGGUAAUACCACUUAAAGAAGUUCAUAAAGUCCAAGAGUGCAAGCAAAGUGACAUAAUGAUGAGGGACAACCUGUUUGAAAUCGUGACGACAUCUCGGACUUUCUAUGUACAGGCUGAUAGCCCUGAAGAGAUGCACAGUUGGAUUAAAGCAGUCUCUGGCGCCAUCGUAGCACAGCGGGGACCUGGCAGAUCAUCCUCCUCUAUGCGGCAGGCCAGAAGGCUGUCGAAUCCUUGUAUACAGAGGUAUACAUCAAGAGCUGGUGAAUGCAGCACGUAUGUGGGCUCUCAUGCAAAUGUGCCUUCUUAGUAGAAGGCCUGGACUCGCUCCUCCUUACAGCUGAUCAUAGAAGGAGCAUUCCGGCUGUCCUUCAGAAUCCAAAUACACUGUCCUCCGUCCUGCCGGGGCAGCAGCAGCCGCCUCACAUUCCACAGCCUCUCGCAGCCACUCUCUGGUCUCAAGCUAUACCAUGGAGAAGCGAGGAUUUUACGAAUCUCUUGCCAAGGUCAAGCCAGGGAACUUCAAGGUCCAGACUGUCUCUCCAAGAGAGCCAGCUUCCAAAGUGACUGAACAGGCUCUGCUCAGACCUCAGAGUAAAAAUGGCCCUCAGGGAGAAGAUGGUGAGCCAGUGGACUUAGACGACGCCAGCCUGCCAGUCAGCGAUGUGUGAGGUGGGAACACGUGGGCUGCCUGCACCACUCAUCCUCAGUGUCCUUCCAUGAGGCUUCUCGCCAAAGAUGAUAGAGGGUGAAUGAUUUCAGUGCAUAUGUUAUACUGCCUGUGGGUGUACUCUGUAAGCUGGCAAACCAAGAAUCUAGGGAGUGGCCAAGUCAACGUAAUUUCUUUAACAAAGGAAGAAAAACAGCUGUGUCCAUAUUGACAGUCUGAAGCUUUACAUGCUUAGGUGGUAAAAAUGUGUGUGUGAUAUUUUUUUUUCUUAGUGACUUUGAAAUUUUAAAUAACAAUUUAAAAUAUUAAAAUUUCUUAUUAUUUUGGUCAUUUAAACUUGCUAAUGACUCCCUAUGAAAUAUUCAAUAUUUACAUAUUCUUAUCAACUAACAUUAUCAAGUGGGACAUUCCCAGACAAAAAUUCCUAAACUCAUGAUGUCUGUGGUGCUGCAGAAUUUUUAUCACAAUGUGGACUGUUUAGAAAUUCUAACCAUUUAUGAUAUAUUCUGGCUGUGCAGGUGAGUGGAAAAUUUUUCAUAGAAGAUUUGAUUAAGCUGGGCAGUGGUGGGGCACGCCUUUAAUCCCAGCACUUGGGAGGCAGAGGCAGGCGGAUUUCUGAGUUCGAGGCCAGCCUGGUCUACAGAGUGAGUUCCAGGACAGCCAGGACUACACAGAGAAACCCUGUCUCGAAAAACAAAAACCAAAAACAAAAAAAGAUUUGAUUAGACAGUUGGUGCAGGUGGGAGUUGAACAGGGCAAGCAGAAGGAGGAGACUGGAGGUCACCUAUAGCUAAGAUUUCUGUUUUCUUUUGUGGGGAGGGGACUUCUUUAUUUUUAUUUUGGAGACUGGAUUCUCUGCGUAGCCAUGGCUGUCCUGGAACUUGUUCUGUAGACCAGGUUGCUCUUGAACUUGUGGUGAUCCUUCUGCCUCUGUUGCCUCCCAAAUUAUAGGGCUGUGUCAUCAACUUGCAGCCUGAGACACUUGUUUUAAAAACCUUAGUAUUUUAUUUCAGUAAAAAUUAUUUGGUCAUAAAUUUUGGGAAGAUCUGAUUUUUUUUUUUUAAGUCAAAGUUUUGUAAAUAGAUCUUAUUUCUGAAUUUGGAUCAGUGAAAGACCUUAGUUCACAUGCUAAGUCAAAACGGCCCUUAGUCAUGAAUUUGUUAUGGCUUCUCCCUUGUCAUCAGUAGUAACCUAUACUCAAGUGCCUGUGUCUUCUCAUCUCACUUAGAAUUGUACCCCAAAGUCCUACAUGAUUGGCUUUAAAUAUCUGAAUAAAUUAAUUUCAGUAGCGUAAUUUGAUAUGUUAAAUAAGAUACACCAGAAUGUUGGUGUUCAACUACCUGUGCAAUAUUUAUGUCUUGAAAACCAGAUCUGAGUAUGCAUUGAACCGUGGGGAUAUCAUAAAUAGAAGCACCUCUCUGAAGAGAACCCAGUUUCCAGUGUUGAGUAAUAGACUGGUUUGGGCAAGUACUGUUUUGUGGCAACAUCUUAGGUGUUUGCAUCCCCAGGCUGCUGCUCUAUGGUAUUUCCAGUCUCAGACUUGUGUUUUGGAGUCAUGGUGUUAGUGUUUUGCCUUUUUGUGUUCUAAGACUACUUGUUGGAGGAUGAAAGAUUCGCUACAGUGGUUUAGGGUUAAGAUGUUCUAUUUAGUUGCCCAGCACAAGAGCGUACCACUCACCUUUUGUAUUCAUAAGCUAAUAUAUUAGAGUUCUGUGUAGUUUUCUCUUGUGCACCUGCAUUAGAAAACCAUAGGACAACAAGGUUGUUAAGCAGUGACAACCCUUCUGCUGCCGUAUUCAUCACCCAGUCUCUCUUAGAAGUUCCUUUUUCAUGAACAUACCUAGGGACCCUUGUACAGACUCUUGGCAGUAUUGAUGAGCCUGGCGCUGUUUGCUUUGGUACAGCCCCCACAGUGUGCAUUCUUUUUAUCAUAUUUUGGUAUCGGUAAUUUGAUAUAUUUCAUGGUGGUAAAAUAUUAGCUCUAUUUUGGGACUUUUUAUAGAAUUACAUUUAUUCAAAACCAUAGGAAUAUGUUCUUGUGAUUAUCAGGAUCUCCUAAUAUUUAUCUCAAUUCUUUUCUAAGCUUAUGGAAAUUAUUUAAUUAUUUUAAAGCAUAUUUUCUUGUAAAUAUAUUCUAUUUGAAGCGUCAGCAGUUACUUUGAAUACCAUACUAUUUGCUGCAUUUUUUCCUGUGUGUACAAUGUAUCCCCUCUCAGAACAGGAAUGUACCUCCUAAUGUUUACUGUUACACCGCUAUCUUUGUAUGUCCAGUUGGUUGAACACUGUAAUGACUUGAGAAUAAACCGCUCAGAAUACAUUUUCACUCAGUUCCCAUUUUGUUUGGUUCAGUGCUCAUGUGAACAAGUCAGUAGAAUUGGUAAGAAACAUUUUUGAUUAGUUCAUUUACUUACCUUUCAAUAAACAGAUUUCAUUCCAGGACAGACAGGGUUAAACAGAAGAACCCUGUCUUGAAAAAACAAAAAAUAAAAAUAAAAUAAAAUAAAAUAAUUCAAAAUCCUUGAA
Molecule: messenger RNA, 4012 nt
Organism: Grammomys surdaster
Lineage: Eukaryota; Metazoa; Chordata; Mammalia; Rodentia; Muridae
Gene: Plekha1
Product: pleckstrin homology domain containing A1
Exons: 13
Coding region: 125-1129 (334 amino acids)
Cellular component (GO): membrane; cytoplasm
Molecular function (GO): PDZ domain binding
Source: RefSeq, a predicted model, not a curated record